UGCUAUAAAUACCGUUCUCCCACUUAAACCACACUGAAUUAAACGGCAUCCUUAUCAAAAAUGAAGCUGGUACUCUUCUUUGUUUGUCUUUGUUGUCAUUCUUUAAGUGAAUCGGAAGGUGCCCAAAGGAAUUAUGUCGCAGAAGAAGAAAACAAGAACCGCAUGUCAUAUUUCCUUGUAGCGACAGAUGAUGGUGGUUAUGAAAUAGAAGAUUUAACAGUAUCUUCUCCUGAAGUAAUAGCUUCGUUGACGGAUGUCCUUUACUACUUCUGCAGUCAAAGCAACAGAGAUUGCACUCUUGUUAACAAUAUCACGUCUGGUUUAUCUGUAGAAACAUUCGAUCCUACAAAAGAAGUUUUGGUUUUGAUCCAUGGUUGGCUAGAUGGUUAUAGUUCAUCUUUUAACGCCAACAUAAAGUCUGCUGCGUUAGACACUUUUAAUUUGAAUGUGAUUAUUGUAGAUUGGGGAAAGUUUGCGAAGAAUCUGUAUCUCGUUGCGAGAAACGCCGUUCCAGAGAUUGGAAAAUUUGUUGGAGAAUUCAUCCAGUCUUUAUCUUCAACACAUAACAUUCCUCUGUCAAAGAUAUCCAUGGUGGGACAUUCUCUGGGAGCUCAUAUUUCAGGAAUUGCCGGUAGAUACUUAGGAGGCAAAGUGGGUAAUAUUGUAGGUCUUGAUCCAGCUGCACCUUUGGUAUCAAUCUCAGACAAAGACUACUGCCUUGACUCUUCAGAUGCGGAGUAUGUCGAAGUGAUUCAUACAGCCGCCGGUUUCCUUGGACUGUCAACCUCUUUGGGGCACUCUGAUUACUACCCAAACGGUGGUAAAGACCAGCCAGGGUGCGGGUUGGACUUUGCAAGCCGCUGCUCACACUGCAGGUCUUUCAAAUUUUAUGCUGAAUCUAUUAGAAGUAACAAAUUUGUUUCACAAAAAUGCGCUUCUUACUCAGACUACACACAAGGCAACUGCAGUGGACCGUACUCUCUAAUGGGAGGCCAUAACAUGGACAAAGGAGUCUCUGGAGACUACUAUUUGAACACAAAUGAAGAUUCUCCCUACGCGAUCGAUUCAAAUUAAGUGUAAUUGUGUUGCAUAUUGGCAUAUGUGUUUUGCUCAUACGCAUAUAUUUAAGUGAUCUGUUGAAGUAUUAAAUAUAUUAUGAAGUACC
Anoplophora glabripennis (Asian longhorned beetle) is the source of this 1165-nucleotide messenger RNA. RefSeq names its product pancreatic triacylglycerol lipase. The record is from RefSeq and is a predicted model, not a curated record. Gene Ontology annotation, molecular function: lipase activity. Lineage: Eukaryota; Metazoa; Arthropoda; Insecta; Coleoptera; Cerambycidae. The coding region runs from base 61 to 1074 and encodes 337 amino acids. Gene Ontology annotation, biological process: lipid metabolic process. The transcript is spliced from 3 exons.